AGUUGCAUAUCUUUUCCAUCCUGCCAUAAUCAUCAUAGAACAGUAGAUUAGAGACCUUAUACGAUAUUACAGCUGUUUAGUUGCAAAUAACACAAUCCUGAAUUAAAUGAUUGAUUCAAAGUGAGAUUGCAAAUUGUUUGUGAAGUUUUACACGGUUGUAACCAGCGCCUGAACUAUUCCUUCAAAGUAUCGCAGCAAAAAUAACUUUUAUUUUUGUUUCAAGGACUGCAUAAUUUCUUCAUUGUUUACGAAAUCGUUUACGUAUUUAUUACCUAAUACCAAUCAAAGUCAGUAAAGCAUCGCUUUUGAUAACUAGCUGUGAUUUAACAGAAGAAUUUCAUUAAAAUGUAUCUUUUAACACAAAGUAUUGUACGUUACUUAGUAGUCGUUGAAUGUGUUUAUUGUACUCCCCCUAAGCGCUCAUAAUGGGUUGCUGGAGCGUCAGUGUCAGUUGCCGCGCAAACAGGAUAAGGGCAAGACUGAAAUGAUUACAGUCACAUAAAAAUAAUUGAUCUCUUUUUGGGCAUUUAUUAUAAAAGUACUUAAAUAUGGAGUCUGAAGAUGACAUUCAGCCUCUGAUUGAGGAGGAAGUUAUAGAGUCUACUACAUCUAGAGAUCUGUAUUUAGAAUUGAAUACUCAGGAAAUUCAUACAGAUCCAGAAUUUGAGCAGGUAGUGUACGGCUACCGGAGAAGUAGAUGGCGGACCAACCUGGUGCACUUCUUCUCAGUGCUUCUCUGCGGAAUACCAGCAUUAUUGUUCCAUUGGUGUCCGACGUGGUAUCUUUACGCGACCUGCACACGGGCUUGCUUCCAACUUGCAGACCAAGUUUUAGUGGUGGAAACAUAUCAGAAGAAAUGCAAGACAUACUACAUACACAAAAUUAUAGAGAAGACAAUAGCUGACACAAGCGGACUGCUGAACGAGGGUUUCGCCGAUGAGGCCGGCGAGAAGAUACCGCACAAAGUUGGGGAUCUAUAUACGCCGCUUCACUUAGAUGAUGGCACCACACUUAACGUGGACAGCUACCGCUACUUCAAGCAUAAGAAACAAUUUCUUGUGUGGGACGGUUCGCGAGCGCAAUGGGCUCUUCUGGCCGGAGUUGAGAGUGGUGCCACAUGCGCGCAGCUACACGCCAUGGGGGCUGUGACACCGGGAGCCGAGAAGAGAGCUCGGAUGUUAAACAUUUACGGGUUAAAUGAGAUCAAAGUCCCAGUGCAAAGCAUCAUGACGCUCAUUCUCCUAGAAGUCAUCAACCCUUUCUACGUGUUCCAAGUAUUCACAAUAGCCGUGUGGCUGGCCGAGCCCUACUAUUAUUACUGCGGGGCUGUGGUGCUCAUGUCUACGUUUGGCGUAGCUACCUCUGUUAUACAGACUAAAAAGAACCAAGAGAGCCUCCGCGCCACAGUGGAAGCGCACGCAUCCGUGCAGUUGCUGGACGGGCGCGAGGUGGACUCGAGGGCCGCGGCGCCCGGCGACGUGCUCGCGCUGCCCGCGCGCGGCUGCGUCAUGCUGAGCGACUGCGUGCUCUUGGCCGGCUCCGCUAUCGUCAACGAGAGCAUGCUCACAGGCGAGUCUGUACCCGUGACGAAAACUGCUUUACUUCGCGUCGACAAGCCGUUCAACUUUAAGGAGCAUGCUUCGAGUGUACUAUUCUGCGGAACGAGAGUCAUUCAAACGAGAUACUACAACAAUGAGCCUGUUAGAGCAUUGGUCCUUCGCACCGGAUACAAUACGAGUAAAGGCCAGCUAGUCCGCAGUAUCCUCUACCCCACUCCCGCCGACUUCAAGUUUGACCGGGAUUCUUACAAGUUUAUUAUAAUAUUGGCCGUCAUCGCUUUAUUGGGGCUUGCAUAUACUGUGGCUCUCAAGGCUUAUCGUCACCUAACUCCCGGCGACAUAGCCAUAAAGGCUCUCGACAUAAUAACCAUAGUGGUGCCGCCGGCUCUACCGGCAGCCAUGACAGUAGGCCGCCUGUACGCCGUGUCGAGGCUCAAGCGGGCGCGUGUGGCCUGCCUCAACACCAGAGCAGUCAAUGUGAGCGGCUCGCUGGACUGCAUAUGCUUCGAUAAGACAGGCACCCUAACCGAAGACGGCCUCGACAUGUGGGGCGCCAUCCCCGUCAGCGCCGCCGGCACCCCUCCACGUCUAUCGCGACCCCUACGUGACCCGCGACAACUGAACGACCUGCACGACCUCAAGCUCGGCAUGGCGGCCUGCCACAGCCUCACCUUACUCAACGGGGAGCUAGCCGGAGACCCGCUGGACCUUAAGAUGUUCGAAUCAACCGGUUGGACGCUAGAAGAGCCCGCAGUGCCCGAAACUACCAACUACGAGCUUCUGACACCAACCAUCGUACGACCGAGUAGGACUGCUAAUAUCAAUGUUGACGAUGUGCAUCUGCCUCUAGAAGUGGGAAUAGUGCAGCAACACCAAUUCGUGUCGUCCCUCCAACGUGCUUCUGUAGUGGCCAGAAUAUUGGGCGAAGAUGUCCUCAGGGUGUACUGCAAGGGCGCGCCCGAGAUGAUCCGGACGCUUUCCAAGAGUGAAACAGUACCCGAAGACUUAGACGAGAUUCUCCACUUCUACGCGGAAAAAGGGUACCGCGUGAUCGCAGUAGGCACAAGAAUGCUCGAGAAGACUCAUAGGGAGCUGCAGAAGAUGACGAGAGAUGAGGUAGAAUGCGAGCUGGAAUUUCUCGGGCUGGUGAUAAUGGAGAACCGCUUGAAGCCGGCCACCACCCCCGUCAUCCGAGAGCUCAAGGAGGCCAACAUACUGGUCGUCAUGAUUACUGGGGACAACAUCCACACGGCGGUGAGCGUGGCCAAGGAGUGCGGCAUCUUAGCUCCGGGCGAGCGCGUGGUGCAGCUGUGCGUGGAGAGCAGCGGGCUUGUGCCCGUGGUCUGCUGCGAGAGCUUCCGCCACGGGGCGCCAGUAGGAAGACGCACCGCGUUGACACGAUCCUGGCGUUCCGUGGACAGCGGCCGAGGGUCCUCCCGCAGUGCCCUGACAGACUCGGAGGCCCCCGCUGAAGACCCCAACUACAAGGUCGUCAUGACUGGAGACACGUGGAAGGUACUACGAGAGCACUAUCCGCAGCAGGUGGCGCGAGUGAUCGAGCGCGGCGCCGUGUUCGCGCGUAUGACGUCCGACCAGAAGCAGCAGCUGGUCACCGAGUACCAGGCUCUGGGCUACUAUGUUGGCAUGUGCGGCGACGGCGCCAACGACUGCGGCGCGCUGCGCGCCGCGCACACGGGCGUGUCGCUGUCCGAGCUGGAGGCCGGCGUGGCCGCGCCCUUCACCUCCGCCGACCCCGACAUCGUGUGCGUGGCCCGCGUGCUGCGCGAGGGCCGCGCCGCGCUCACCACCAGCUUCGGCGUCUUCAACUUCAUGGUGGCUUACUCCUUGACCGAAUUCUUCUCCGUCGCGUUCCUUUAUUACUUCGACUCCAAUUUGACCGACUUCCAAUUCUUAUAUAUAGAUGUCGCUAUGAUUGUUAAUUUCGCGUUCUUUUUCGGCAUGACUGAGGCGUAUAGAGGGAAACUUUGUAAAAUACCACCUUUAACGUCUCUGCUCGGAUUAGUACCUUUAGUAUCUUUAAUCGGCCAGAUGAUUUUGAUUGGUGUAGCGCAGUAUUUAAGUUAUUUCGCUUUAACGUUCUUCCCGUGGUACGAGAGACAUUUAUACGAAGGUGACGAGGCUAAUGAGUGUUGGGAAAAUUAUGCCAUUUUUACAGUAUCUAUGUUUCAAUAUAUAGUUAUGCCGAUAGUAUUUUCACACGGCGCGCCUUAUAGAAGAUCUGUCGUCACUAAUAAACAUCUAAUGAUCAGUGUGGUUAUAAUGACCGCUUUAUCAAUUUAUAUAACGGUCGCGCCGGCAAAAUUCCUGGCAGAAUUUUUACAGCUAAAAAUGCCGAAGGAUAUCUUACUGAGUUAUAUAGUUUUAGCUAUAGCCGCGUUCCAUUUUGUGAUAGCGGUGUUUUUCGAAAGAGUGAUAGUGCAGUAUCUUAUGGAAAGAAAAGAGAUGGUACCGAAAUGUUUGAAAGAGAGACGGGUUAGAAAAACUCCGCAUCUUAUGAUUAAAAGGGAAUUGACAGAUUUGGAUUAUUUGGAAUGUGAUAGUGAGGUAAAAUUUGUGAGAGAGGGGAACUCGGGUAAAUGAAGUUAAACUAAUACAAGAUGUAACCAUUCGUACAAACAUAUUUCUUUGAUUGCUUAGCCAAAACAUAGAAACAAAGAAUUGAAACUGAUAUUAUUUAUUUUUCGCCGCGCGCGCAAGAAGAUAUUUGUCGUUUUUAUUACGUUUACAUUGACGUGGCGUUUGCUUUGUGUAUUCACAACUCGAUGGUUUUAGAUCGAUAUUAAUCGAUUACCGUAUAACGACUGUCGUCGCAACCUCUAUACAGUUACCAAUAUUUGCUGGUCUAGUUGAUUGUUAAAGAUAAAAUACCACCAUCGAACAGUUAAUUGACCUUUUGUACACCUUAUUACAAUGAUAGAAGGGUCACUGAUGGUUAGUUACGUGUGUUGCAGUUGGUACUGAGAAGUUCAAAUAUCAAAUAAUAUACAUGCCAAGCGUGGCAGAAUUUUAGCCUUAGAACGAAUUUACCAUUUGGUAUUAUUAUAAGAAUCAUCUUCCAUUAUUUUGACAUAUUAUUACCUCUUCACCGACGGAUUAAGUACUUUUAAGUAUUAAGUUUUGUAUUGUUUACUAUAAAAAAUAGUAAAAUAUUAUUUUAUUGCUUA
Cydia pomonella (codling moth) is the source of this 4744-nucleotide messenger RNA. It is a transcript of the gene anne, whose product is annotated as polyamine-transporting ATPase 13A3. The transcript has 19 exons. Bases 549 to 4160 code for a protein of 1203 amino acids. NCBI's taxonomy places the organism in Eukaryota, Metazoa, Arthropoda, Insecta, Lepidoptera, Tortricidae. Gene Ontology annotation, cellular component: membrane. Gene Ontology annotation, biological process: polyamine transmembrane transport; intracellular calcium ion homeostasis. The record is from RefSeq and is a predicted model, not a curated record. Gene Ontology annotation, molecular function: polyamine transmembrane transporter activity; ATP binding; ATP hydrolysis activity.